Molecule: messenger RNA, 1602 nt
Organism: Spirodela intermedia
Lineage: Eukaryota; Viridiplantae; Streptophyta; Magnoliopsida; Alismatales; Araceae
Source: the annotation of a GenBank genome assembly
AUGAGUAGGGGCUCAAGCGGCUUGAACCAAUGGGGACACAUGUGCGCCACUCCCCUUCCACAUCAUUGGUGGCCAGCCGGCUAUGAGACAAGUAGUGGUUGUACACACACAAGAAAAGGACUUGAUCAUGAAUGUAAUAUUACUUUAUAUUUGCCAGAAACUUCAACUCACAAUCGAUGUGAGACUAAACCCGUGUCACCUUCCCCAAAAAGAGCAAGCAACCAGCACGAGUUUGAAUCCUCCUAGAGCCAAAACUCAUAUUUUUUUAUCUGAUUAUCGCGACUUUUCUGUAGAUUGCUAAUAAAAGAUUAAGCAACCAGAAUUGUUGGAUCAUCGGCAAAAAUCUCAUCAAUGCGAUUCGUAGAGCAUUGUUACUAAAAUUUCUGAAUAAUUCAUGAUAAAAGAAUUACGAAUCCAUCGAGUAAAGUAUCUCCAAUUGAUCGACGAACAAGUCGUUGUUAAGAAGAGGACGAUCCACUAAGAGACAAGUCACCACCUCCUAAGAGCUUACUAGAUGCGAUGAAGAGCCUCAUCUUGUUAUGCAAACUUGAGGAUAAAGCUCUCUAACACAUGCCCCACCUCCAUUUAGCUCUUCUCCGUCGGGUGACAACUGUUAGAGAGUCGCAAAGUCGUCGUUUUUCUACUCUGUCGAGUGACAACCGCUGAAGACAAUUUGACGACCCAUUUCAUUGAUCUCUAGACUUUGUAAGGAGAUCUAGAGAUUGCCCACAUCAUCUUUGUCCAAGGAGAGUUUUCGAGGCCGUCGACACUACAUGACUAUCUUCCCUAACGCUCAGGAUUUCGGUACAUCACUGACGCAUCACCGCCGCAAUGCCAGAACUCUAUUUUCCUACUUUCAACUUACUUUGCACUUCAUUUAGUGAUAAUUUGUGUGAUUUUAAUUUACCAAAAUAUAUUUUAUUUAAUUACGAUACUUUCGACUUUUACAGAUCUUAAUUUAAUCAAUUAAAUCAUUUGUAAUCACUUACGUAAGAAUCACCGGGUGAACUUUGUUUUCGCUUGAUUUGCGUUCGCUGAGUGCUGAUGUCAUCUUGACGUCCACACCUUUAUUUUCUUUUUUUGUGAAUUUUAAAUAUAUUUUAUUUUCAUUUCUUAGUAUAAAAUUCAUAGAAAUUAGUAUUCUUUGAGGAAAAUUCUGAAUAAUUACCAUAUAUUAUAUUACAUCCUUGUGAUUGAUUUGGAAAAUUUAUGCUAUUUUUAAAAGUUUUAUUAAAUUAUACUUGAUAUAUUUGUUCAGAAAUACUUCUAAAUAUCUAAAAUUUUAUAUUUUUCUAGUUUUAUAAAUUUUAAAUUUAUGUAAUUUACUAAAUAAUGACUGAGUCACGUCAGGGAUCACAUAGAAAGCGUGAUUGCUCAAGCUUCAACAAUAAGUCAUAGUUGAACACCAUUCAAUCGAGCAAUGACGAGGAUGAAGUUAAAAAAGACAUCAACUCUUUUGAAAUCAUCAAAUGCUUGCAACUAACACAAGGACAAUCAGAAAAGAGAUUAGUGUAUGUUAGGGCCCAAGUUGAUGAAGAAAUAGUUGCAGCAAUGGUAGAUAGUGGUACAACAAGUAGCUUCAUUUCUCUAGAAGAAGCUUAG